Malassezia globosa CBS 7966 is the source of this 1578-nucleotide messenger RNA. RefSeq lists its product as uncharacterized. The transcript has a single exon. Gene Ontology annotation, biological process: error-prone translesion synthesis; DNA-templated DNA replication. The record is from RefSeq and is a predicted model, not a curated record. Gene Ontology annotation, cellular component: epsilon DNA polymerase complex. Bases 1 to 1578 code for a protein of 525 amino acids. Gene Ontology annotation, molecular function: DNA binding. NCBI's taxonomy places the organism in Eukaryota, Fungi, Basidiomycota, Malasseziomycetes, Malasseziales, Malasseziaceae.
AUGGCCGAGGAAAGUGGCAGCUUGCACGUUCCGUUGGAUGUGCGGCGGGUCAUGCUGCGGGCUUUCACAAAGAAACGACACUUGCAGCUCCAAUCAGAUGCCGUGCAGUUCAUGUACAGAACAUUGGAGGAACAUGACCUGCUUGUGGAUGAGGAUGCGACAACCGAGGCUAUUGAUGCUCUAGCAAGUGCUCUGGUCGAUCAGCAUGUGGCCGGUGCCAAUAUUGCCGGGUUUGAUGGGCAUGUCGUCACUGCGCAGGCGCUACAAAAAGUGUACGAUCAACUGCUUGUAGAGUCGGCGGACGAUGCGAAUGCCAAUGCGAUGCCUUUGACGCAAGGUUCCAUACCUGAUCUGGCCAGAUAUUUCAGUGUCUGUGACGCCUUUCAUCAGCCAUAUAUUCGGUUUCAUGCUCCACGGCAGGUGUUUGAGAAGGUUGGCCGGCGUGGAUCACUCUUGUCGGGAGCUCAGGCGCCCAGUGCACACAUGGAAGAACGAUAUCAGCUCUUGCGCAGUAUUGUGCUGCGAAAUGAGCAUUUUUUGCCGGCACUUACGGGACCAACGUCCUCGCGAUCUUCUAUGAUGCAGCUCACGACAACGAAGCAUUUACUUGGUCGUCAAGGCGAGCAUUGCUUGCUUUUUGGACGACUGUCUACCUCGGCAGACGGCACUUAUAUCCUGGAAGACACUGAAGGAUACGUGCCGUUGGAUCUCCAGCAAGCUGUCGCGGGUGAAGGCAUCUUUACCGAGGGUGCCUACGUCCUGAUCGAAGGCGAGUACACAAACUCGGAGCAGUUGCGUGUGUGGGCGAUGGGACAUCCGCCUAGUGAGCGCCGCGAGGAUGCACGCCAGAUUGCUGGACACUUGGACUGGUACGGCACGGGUGCUGUGCCCACGAAACAUGUGUCGGCCUUGCGCGCCCAAGAACUUCAACACCCUGAUGUGUGUGUGACUGUGCUCUCGGACGUCCACCUGGACGAUCCGGUCACACUUGCGCAUCUUCGUGCCAUCCUCCAAGGGUACCAGGAUGCAGACUUUGUACCUCUAGCCAUUGUUCUGUGUGGUCACUUUUCAUCUACGCCUGUGGAAGUCGAUGGUGCUCUAGAGACAUACGCUGCGUCGUUUGCUCGUCUCGCUGACAUUAUGACCCGUUUCCCCCGCCUACUUGAAUCCUGUCAUUGGGUGUUCGUGCCAGGUGCACGCGAUCCAGCAGCUACGCCACUUCUCCCACGACCGCGUAUUCCAGCGCCACUCGUAGAGCGGUUCGAGCGUCGUCUUCCGCGCGACUUUUGUGAAACGCGCCUGCAUUGGAUGAGUAAUCCGUGUCGCUUGGUAUACUUCUCGCAAGACAUUGUGAUUUUCCGCGAUAACAUCAUGAGCAAGAUGCUUCGUAGCGCGAUGCUGCUCAAAGAUCAUCUCGAGGCAGGCGACUUGCAGAAGUAUCUGGUGUCGACGCUGCUGGAUCAGGCGCAUCUGUGUCCGUUGCCGCCGCAGGUGCGCCCAAUUCUUUGGGAAUACGCUCAUGCACUACGUUUAUACCCCAUGCCAAGUGCGGUACGUCUCAAAGCUGAGCCAUCCUAA